AUGAUUGAUUGGUCCGGAGUAUUGUCAGGGGCGCCAGCUCCGGCACCUUCACCGCCUGCUGCGGCUAAGGCCAAAGCCCAAGCGAAAGCCAAAGCGAAAGCCAAGGUGAAAGCCAAGGCGAAAGCGAACCCGACAAUCAGCGCUGAGCUGUUGCGGGCCAGAGUAGACAAGUGCCAGUGGUGUGGCCAGAAGCGACAUGGUUGGUGCGACAACUCACUACUUUUCUACUGCGAGACAUGCUGGGGUAGCUACGAUGCGCUUGAGGUAGAUGGUGAGGAGUAUGCCGGAAAAGAAUGGCAUGAUGCGAUCCUGGAGGCUGACAACUUAGCAGCAGGGAACGACGAUGUGGACAGUGGGGAAAUGAUGGAAGCCAUGAAGGACUGUCUCAAGGAGAUAGAUGCAACCCGCUACCACCCGGAGGAGGAUGCAGCUGAAAGCGAGGAGGAUGAAGAUGACGAAGUUGCUGAUUUGGACCAAGCCUUCAGAAAAGAAGCGAGGGUCGAAGCUCCGGAACUCCAGCAGGCCCAUGUCAUCGUUAUCGUGGAUACUUCUGGCUCCAUGCGGACAGUUGAUGUGAAGCCAGAUAGAGGGAGUGAGUGGGUUUCUCGCAUGGCUGCGGUGAGGGUGACGCUUGCCGCCUUUUUCGAGAAGCAGGUACAAGCAGCGAGCCCACAUCGUUUUUCCCUCAUUUCUUUCAGCGAGAUAUCACACAUGCAUUUCUGCGCGAAAACCGCAGACCGGGCCACGAUGCUUGUGAAUUCAUCGCUGAGUUUUGCAGCCAGCCACGGCACGCACUUCGUAGCUGCGCUGGAAUCUGCAAAGACGGCGCUGUCUAAAGCUGCUGGCACGCCCCAUCUUCUCAUCUUCAGCGAUGGCCGUCCAGCAGAUGGAGCGAAGACGUUGGCCCUCGUGCAGGACAUGUUGAAGGAGCACACAUCACUCCGGAUUCAUGCCAUCGGCUUUGGAGAUGGGCUGGAGUUCGAGAUGCUACAGCAGUUGACAUCCAUUGGACGUGGCACCUUUGCGCCGUCGGGUCGGUCGGUGGCUGCCCUGCACGGAGCUUUUGCAUCUGUCACGUCAACGAUUACACUGCAACAGACGGUCACUAGCCGCACGAGCAAGUCGAGCACGUUCUCUUUCCAAGGUGGCCAUGGCCCGGGGCAGGCCAGCCGCGACGAGGCUCAGCACAAAGCCAAGGAGAAGAGUUUGAACCAGAGGCAAGUGACCUUCGAGUAUGCCCACAAAUUCGUCUGGGAUGACAAAUCCCUCAACUUUCCAUGUAGCCGCCGUGGACUGAAUUUCAAUGGCAAAGGAUUCCGCGAGUACCUGCAUCGACCUGCCUCAUUGUUUGCGCCUGUGUACAUCAGACUCCAGCCGUUCACAGAGGGAGGGAUGCGACAUGUAUAUUGUUUCAAAGACUCGAGCGUUCACCUUUGGGCAGAGCAGGGCCGUGACGAAGUGGCCAUGCAGGCAGCAGGGACUGAUGCGCGCAUGGUAGCGAAGCUGUCAAGGUACUCCGAUGAGUGGCACAACUCCUUCGAUGUCGUGUCAUCCUAUGCCAAGAGCAGUGCAAUAGCCAAGUGGUUCUCCCGCAUAUUCAUGCUUGCGGCAGCUGACAGACUUGGUUUGAAAGGGCGCAGCAUGGCCCGAAUUAUCUUCGUGGAGUGCUACAUUUACGAGGCAAGGGACGGAUACGAUGCACCUACCAAGUUCUUUGUCGGUGAACGGUAUUUGCCAGGAUCCUUCCUCAAGUACAACUCGAAUCAUGGCUACGUGAAUCCGGAAGCCCCCGACACAGAGAUCGCGCAGGCAUUCUCGCACUUCACCUUUGAGGCAAGCGGAGGAAAACACAUGGUACUCGACCUGCAGGGUGUGUAUGUGGAUAAGGAACAUCGACGUCGGCCGCACAUCAUCAUGACAGAUCCGCAAGUGGUGUCCCUGGAGAAAGCUUUCGGGCCUGGUGAUCUGGGUGUCGAGGGUAUGCGUGCUUUCUUCCACAGUCACAAGUGUGGACCGACGUGUCGUCAAAUGCGGCUGGAUCCAUACACCCUCAAGAGACUCCGCCGCAUCAUCCGCAGGAAGAAGGUGGGAUGUACUGGACCCGAACAGGACGGCGACGUCAGCUCCGCGCCCGCGCCGGUAGGGGAGGUUGCGCCGCCUGCUCUGAUGCCGCCUACCCCUAGUGAGUCUGGGAGCAUCAUGAGCCUGCGGGCUCCAGAGGCAGUCGCCCCUUUGCAACCAGAGGCAACUCCAGGCAGUGAAGCUCCUGCGUCGAGUGCGUUGACAACUUACGUUCCUAGCCAGCCCAAGGCAGACAUGGCAUCUGAAGGGCAGUUGCUCAGUCGCCACUCUUCGGCUGUGGGUUCCAAGGCAGGAGGUCCUUUGUCGGCCGUCAUGGCUCGCUCACCUGCUGUCACAGAGCGGCCAAGUUUCGAAUCAUGGUUGCAAAGCCAAAGCACACAGCAAGACUCUCUUCGUGCCAGUGCUCCACCUUUCCGGCCGGCCUCGGCGCCAGAGCCCCUCACCAGUCAGAGCAUGGCCACGCCGCCAGCAACCACCAUCCUUGCCGCCCAGCCUUCGACUCCUCCAGGAGAAGUCGGACUCAGCCUUGCAGACUCAGGUGCAAGCCGUGCAUCCACGAGUUCGUUGAGAUCCGAGGAAGGUGGGUCGUCGGAUUCCACGGCCGAUCGGCCGCCAAGCCCUCAACAGGAAGCCAGGAAAACGGUCAUCUACGGCCCUGGCGGUCAGAAGCUCUCCACAAACUGUGCGAGCCGCGAAGAUGUUGCCAAGGCCAUUGUUGCGCAGUGGUCAAUUCCCGAAGAGGAGCAGCUCCUCUUUCAAGAGUCCUCCUCGCAGACCGGCACAGACUUCUUCCGUGUGGAGCGCAAGAUGGACCCAAGGAAGCUGAGGUUCACCCAAGCCAGCAUCAGUCCAACCUUCCGCGACGGGCGGCAGAUCUUCCAGCUCAUGAACGAUCUUAACUCUCAGGAGGUCGACCCCCUUCGAGAGCUCGAGCCCUUAGAUGUUGUGUGGCACAACGGGUAUUGGCGGUCUUUGUCGAACCGUCGACUGUGGACCCUGAAGCAUUGUACAGCGGCGAUGACCGACCAGGCACUUUUCGUCCGGGUUCGCGUCCGAGCACCGGAUGCGGAGUUCCGGACGAAGUUGACCAGCACCAAUGAUGGUGUAUCGGUUUUGAUUAUGAACCGUGCGCGCUCGCCUUCGCCAACGGCAGCGCGUUGA
Symbiodinium sp. CCMP2456 is the source of this 3243-nucleotide messenger RNA. NCBI's taxonomy places the organism in Eukaryota, Dinophyceae, Suessiales, Symbiodiniaceae. The record is from the annotation of a GenBank genome assembly.